AUGACGACGCGCUUAUAUCUCACUUACAUAACCUUAAGAAGCUUCACAAGUCAUUCUUUAAAACAAAGUCAUCUCUUUCUUCUCUGUUUUCAGAACAUGAUUCGUCCUCGUGUGGAGCUGAGCGACUUCAAACAUGAGAGACGUUCAGGAAGCUACGUAAACUCGAUCAUCAUCGUCGUCGACACAAUAUCUGAUGAGAUUCAAGUUUCUCCAAGCGUUCGCGUAGAUAUAAGUCUCCCUAGUUUCUUAGGUCGUCACCGCAUCCGAAGGCUCAUCCAAGAUCAACUCAUCAACCGCCGUUGGUUAUCCCCGAAGAUCUCAAGGACUGCAACCAAGUUAGGGUUUAGCCGCAGAGAGGUUCUCCAAGAUCAAUUCGCUAGCCACCGUUGGUUGUCUGAUAAAUUAGCCCCAGGGAUCUCAGAGAUUGCAGCAAGGUUAGGUUUUGGUUGUAACAGUUUAAUUGUGACCAUCACUGUCAAGAUAACCCCUUCUCCAUCGAAGGAAGAGGUGUUAACGAGGAUGGUUCAACUAGGGAAGAUAAGCAAAGAGGAGUUGAGGAGUUCUAAGAUGGAAACAGAACCGUGUUCUAUUUGUCUGGAUAAUCUUGUCUCCGGUAAACAUGGUGUCUCUACACGCAUGACCUGUUCCCAUGUCUUCCAUGAAAAAUGUCUAUUGGUGUGGUUUCAACGCAAAAACACUUGCCCCUUGUGUCGGACUGUGCUGUACGAUCGAUUGAUGAUUGGGAACAAAGGGAGUAGAAAUUAGGGGUUCAUCUAUUGAUUCAAAACUUGGGUGACACGUUUUAUAUAUUGUUAUAUGUUAUAAUUUUCGUAACUGAUUUGUAAUUUUUGUGCGUUUGAAUCAGUUCAAGAUGUUUAAAUUUUGAAUAACAUCAUUACUUCUUAUUACAUAAAUCUCCAGUCAUUCACAAUUCAAUGGUUUUAUGUUAACAUACAAUUCUUAAAGCCUUAAUACAAAAUAGUCUUAAUCGACGCCCAAAGGAAUUUGAUAAGAACUUUGGUGUAUAUUCAAGAAUAACCGCCCAACCACCCCUCUUAAUCUCCACAAGCGGAGGAUUAAGCCAAGUACAAUCUUGUAUCUCUCUCGAGAUCACAAGCCAAUGACACUACCAAAUGUAUGCGUAACCGUAUUGUAAUCCUAUUGGGUCCUUUUAUACAUAAGGCCCAAGUACAUUAUUUGAUUAAUGAAAAUAUCUUCUUUCUUUAACUCCAA
This is a messenger RNA of Brassica napus (rape), 1233 nucleotides long. RefSeq lists its product as uncharacterized. NCBI's taxonomy places the organism in Eukaryota, Viridiplantae, Streptophyta, Magnoliopsida, Brassicales, Brassicaceae. The transcript has a single exon. The record is from RefSeq and is a predicted model, not a curated record. Bases 1 to 765 code for a protein of 254 amino acids. Gene Ontology annotation, cellular component: endomembrane system. Gene Ontology annotation, molecular function: ubiquitin protein ligase activity.